UCCUUUUUGAUCUCAGAAGGAAACAUUAAAGCAAAAGAGAGACGUCUGUAAACUUGUUUCCUCUCCAGAUGAAGGUGUGGACUCUGCUAUGAGUCAGUGUGAGGACAGAGAGGAGGGAGCCCCUCCCUCUAAAGCCACUCUGGGUGGGGAACAUGGCAGCCAGACCAAAGCUCAGAGGAUCCAUCAGAGACCCGACUCUCCUGAACCUGAACCCAGCUGUGGGUCCAUGAAGAGUGACCGGUCUAUCACUCCUCCUUUAGACUUCAAAGAUGGACACCACUCUGUUGAUCAAAGUGUUUCCUCUCCAGAUGAAGGUGUGGACUCUGCUAUGAGUCAGUGUGAGGACAGAGAGGAGGGAGCCCCUCCCUCUAAAGCCACUCUGUGUGGGGAACAUGACAGCCAGACCAAAGCUCAGAGCCCACAGAAGCAGUACAGACCUGAACCUGGACCUGGACCUGGACCUGAACAUGGACCUGAACAUGGACCCAGCUGUGUGUCCAUGAAGAGUGAUCGGUCUAUGGAUAAAUCUCUAGUCUUCAAAGAUGGACGCCACUCUGAUGAUCAAAGGAUCCAUCAGAGACCAGACUGUCCUGAAGCUGAACCCAGCUGUGUGUCCAUGAAGAGUGACUGGUCUAUGGAUUUUCCUCGAGACUUCAAAGAUAGACGCCACUCUGUUGAUCAAAGUGUUUCCUCUCCAGAUGAAGGUGUGGACUCUGCUAUGAGUCAGUGUGAGGACAGAGAGGAGGGAGCCCCUCCCUCUAAAGCCACUCUGGGUGGGGAACAUGGCAGCCAGACCAAAGCUCAGAGGAUCCAUCAGAGACCCGACUCUCCUGAACCUGAACCCAGCUGUGGGUCCAUGAAGAGUGACCGGUCUAUCACUCCUCCUUUAGACUUCAAAGAUGGACACCACUCUGUUGAUCAAAGUGUUUCCUCUCCAGAUGAAGGUGUGGACUCUGCUAUGAGUCAGUGUGAGGACAGAGAGGAGGGAGCCCCUCCCUCUAAAGCCACUCUGUGUGGGGAACAUGACAGCCAGACCAAAGCUCAGAGCCCAGAGAAGCAGCACAGACCUGGACCUGGACCUGGAAUCAGACCUGGACCUGGACCUGAACCUGAACCCAGCUGUGUGUCCAUUAAGAGUGACCGGUCUAUGACUCCUGUUUUAGACUUGAAAAAUGGACGCCACUCUGUUGAUCAAAGAGUGGACCAGGAGAGCUCAGAGGGUCCCAGUGGUCAGUCUGCCCAGCAGCAUCAAACACCCUUGGACUCCAUAUUUAUGCUGCUGGAGGAUGACAUCAUCACUUUUGUGAAGAAUGAGCUGAAGAAGAUCCAGAAGGUUCUGAGUCCAGAUUACCCAGAAUGCUUAGAGAGUCAGAGGGGGGAUGAGGAGUUGUUGGACGGUGAGGAUGAAGAGCAGAGGAGGAGCAGCAGAGAGGCAUUUCUGAAGAUCACACUGCACUUCCUGAGGAGAAUGAAGCAGGACGAGCUGGCUGACCGUCUGCAGAACAGAAGUCUUGCUGCAGGUGGUAGGCGUAAACUCAAAACUAACCAGCAGAAGAAGUUCCAUUGUGUGUUUGAGGGGAUUGCUAAAGCAGGAAACCCAACCCUUCUUAAUCAGAUGUUCACAGAGAUCUACAUCACAAAGGGAGGGACUGCAUAGGUCAAUGAUGAACAUGAGGUCAGACAGAUUGAAACAGCAUCCAGGAAACCAGACAGACCAGAAACAACAAUCAGACAAGAAGACAUCUUUAAAGCCUCACCUGGAAGAGAAGAACCAAUCAGAACAGUGCUGACAAAGGGAGUGGCUGGCAUCGGGAAAACUGUGUUAACACAGAAGUUCACUCUGGACUGGGCUGAAGACAAAGCCAACCAGGACAUCCAGUUCACAUUUCCAUUCACCUUCAGAGAGCUGAAUGUGCUGAAAGAAAGAAAGUACAGCUUGGUGGAACUUGUUGAUCGCUUCUUUAGUGAAACCAAAGAAGCAGGAAUCUACAGGUUUGAAGAGGUUGUGUUCAUCUUUGACGGUCUGGAUGAGUGUCGACUUCCUCUGGACUUCCUCAACACUGAGAUCCUGACUGAUGUUACAGAGUCCACCUCAGUGGAUGUGCUGCUGACAAACCUCAUCAGGGGGAAACUGCUUCCCUCUGCUCGCCUCUGGAUAACCACACGACCUGCAGCAGCCAAUCAGAUCCCUCCUGAGUGUGUUGACAUGGUGACAGAGGUCAGAGGGUUCACUGACCCACAGAAGGAGGAGUACUUCAGGAAGAGAUUCAGAGAUGAGGAUCAGGCCAACAGAAUCAUCUCCCACAUCAAGACAUCACGAAGCCUCCACAUCAUGUGCCACAUCCCGGUCUUCUGCUGGAUCACUGCUACAGUUCUGGAGGACGUGUUGAAGACCAGAGAGGGAGGAGAGCUCCCCAAGACCCUGACUGAGAUGUACAUCCACUUCCUGGUGGUUCAGUCCAAAGUAAAGAACAUCAAGUAUGAUGGAGGAGCUGAGACAGAUCCACAUUGGAAUAAAAAGAGCAGGAAGAUGAUCAAGUCUCUGGGAAAAUUGGCUUUUGAGCAGCUGCAAAAAGGCAACCUGAUCUUCUAUGAAUCAGACCUGACACAGUGUGGUAUCGAUAUCAGAGCAGCCUCAGUGUACUCAGGAGUGUUCACGCAGAUCUUUAAAGAGGAGAGAGGACUGUACCAGGACAAGGUGUUCUGCUUCAUCCAUCUGAGUGUUCAAGAGUUUCUGGCUGCUCUUCAUGUCCAUCUGACAUUCAUCAACAAUGGAGUCAACCUGCUGUCAGAAGAACAAACAACCAUUCGGCGGUCUAAAGUGUUCAGAGACAAAUUAACACAUUUCUACCAGAGUGCUGUAGACAAGGCCUUACACAGUCCAAAUGGACACCUGGACUUGUUCCUCCGCUUCCUCCUGGGUCUUUCACUGCAGACCAAUCAGACCCUCCUACGAGGUCUGCUGACACAGACAGGAAGUAGUUCACAGACCAAUCAGAAAACAGUUGAGUAUAUCAAGAAGAAGAUCAGUGAGAAUCUGUCUGCAGAGAGAAGCAUCAAUCUGUUCCACUGUCUGAAUGAACUGAAUGAUCGUUCUCUAGUGGAGGAGAUCCAACAGUUCCUGAGUUCAGGAAGUCUCUCCACAGAUAAACUGUCUCCUGCUCAGUGGUCAGCUCUGGUAUUCAUCUUACUGUCAUCAGAAAAAGAUCUGGACGUGUUUGAACUGAAGAAAUACUCUGCUUCAGAGGAGGCUCUUCUGAGGCUACUGCCAGUGGUCAAAGUCUCCAACAAAGCUCUGUUGAGUGACUGUAAGCUGUCAGAGAGAAGCUGUGAAGCUCUGUCCUCAGUUCUCAGCUCCCAGUCCUCUAGUCUGAGAGAGCUGGACCUGAGUAACAACAACCUGCAGGAUUCAGGAGUAAAGCAGCUGUCAGCUGGACUGAAGAGUUUACACUGCAGACUGGAAACUCUCAGACUGAGCGGCUGUAACCUGUCAGAGAGAAGCUGUAAAGCUCUGUCCUCAGUUCUCAGCUCCCAGUCCUCUAGUCUGAGAGAGCUGGACCUGAGUAACAACAACCUGCAGGAUUCAGGAGUGAAGCAUCUGUCGGCUGGACUGAAGAGUCCACACUGCAGACUGGAAACUCUCAGUCUGUCAGGCUGUCUGGUCUCAGAGGAAGGCUGUACUUCUCUGGUCUCAGCUCUGCACUCCAACCCCUCCCAUCUGAGAGUGCUGGACCUGAGCUACAAUCAUCCAGGAGACUCAGGAGUGAAGCUGCUGUCAGCUGGGCUUAAGGAUGCAAACUGGAGACUGGACACUCUCAGGCUGAGUGGCUGUAACUUGUCAGAGAGGAGCUGUGAAGCUCUGUCCUCAGUUCUCAGCUCCCAGUCCUCUAGUCUGAGAGAGCUGGACCUGAGUAACAACAACCUGCAGGAUUCAGGAGUGAAGCAGCUGUCGGCUGGACUGAAGAGUCCACACUGCAGAAUGGAAACUCUCAGACUGAGUGACUGUAACCUGUCAGAGAGAAGCUGUGAAGCUCUGUCCUCAGUUCUCAGCUCCCAGUCCUCUAGUCUGAGAGAGCUGGAUCUGAGUAACAACGAGCUGCAGGAUUCAGGAGUGAAGCAGCUGUCUGCUGGACUGAAGAGUCCACAAUGCAGACUGGAAACUCUCAGUCUGUCAGGUUGUCUGGUCUCAGAGGAAGGCUGUACUUCUCUCGCCUCAGUGCUGAGCUCCAACCCCAUCGAUCUGAGAGUGCUGGACCUGAGCUACAAUCAUCCAGGAAACUCUGGAGUGAAGCUGCUGUCAGCUGGACUUAAGGAUCCAAACUGGAGACUGGCCACUCUCAAACUGAGUGAAUGUAACCUGUCAAAGAGAAGCUGUGAAGCUCUGUCCUUAGUUCUCAGCUCCCAGUCCUCUAGUCUGAGAGAGCUGGACCUGAGUAACAACGAGCUGCAGGAUUCAGGAGUGAAGCAGCUGUCGGCUGGACUGAAGAGUCCACACUGCACACUGGAAACUCUCAGUCUGUCAGGCUGUCUGGUCUCAGAGGAAGGCUCUACUUCUCUGGCCUCAGCUCUGAGCUCCAACCCCUCCCAUCUGAGAGUGCUGGACCUGAGCUACAAUCAUCCAGGAGACUCAGGAGUGAAGCUGCUGUCAGCUGGACUUAAGGAUCCAAACUGGAGACUGGACUCUCUCAGGACGGACCAUGGUGGACUGCAGUGGUUGAGACCUGGUCUGAGGAAGUAUGUCUGUGAACUGCAACUGGACACAACACAGUAAAUGGAAAACUUAAACUGUCUGACAACAACAGGAAAGUGACACAUGUGGAGGAGGAUCAGUCAUAUCCUGAUCAUCCAGACAGAUUUGAUUUCUGGCCUCAACUCCUGUGUAGAGAUGGUCUGACUGGUCGCUGUUACUGGGAGGUCGAGAGGAGAGGAGUGGUUUAUAUAUCAUUGAGUUACAGAGGAAUUGGAAGGAGAGGAGACAGUAAAGACUGUGUGUUUGCAGGGAAUCAUCAGUCCUGGAGUCUGAGGUGCUAUGAUGGUGGUUACUCUGUUUGGCACAAUAACAGCUAUACAGCCCUCACUUCCUCCUCUGUCUCUAACAGAGUAGCAGUGUAUGUGGACUGUCCUGCUGGCUCUCUGUCCUUCUACACAGUCUCCUCUGACUCACUGAUCCACCUCCACACCUUCAACACCACAUUCACUCAGCCUCUUUAUCCUGGGUUUAUGCUCUGGUCACCUGAUUCCUCAGUGUCUCUGUGUCCUCUGCAGGACUGAGAGUCUCUCCUGUGGACAGAAACACUGACUGAAGAUCAGCUGCUGAAAUCAACGUUUGUUCACCAUCACACACACUACUGACCAAACAUGAAUAAUUUGUGCCAAAAAAUCACAUGUCAAUUUAAAUAUUCGGAGCCCAUCUAUCUCUUUGUUCCUUUUCACACGAAUCCGAAACAUUCACUUGUUGAGUCUUCCACAACUGACAACUGUUUAGGUUACUGCAGAUUUUGGAUGCCGAUUUAAAAACAUGCCAACCAAUAAAAUGACUUUAGUUUAAUGCAAUCAAUAGAUUCUCUCAGACGUCAAUCUCUGUUCAUACUGUCACACAACAAUGUGGGUAUUGAUCCAUUAGAUCUUGCAGCAUAGUGUCCUCUUUGACAGACAAAAUAAAGAUUAAAGAAAAUUAA
Perca fluviatilis (European perch) is the source of this 5678-nucleotide messenger RNA. RefSeq names its product NACHT, LRR and PYD domains-containing protein 12-like. The record is from RefSeq and is a predicted model, not a curated record. The transcript has 23 exons. NCBI's taxonomy places the organism in Eukaryota, Metazoa, Chordata, Actinopteri, Perciformes, Percidae. Gene Ontology annotation, molecular function: protein binding.